This is a messenger RNA of Stylophora pistillata, 5812 nucleotides long. Its product is annotated as anoctamin-8. Gene Ontology annotation, cellular component: plasma membrane. NCBI's taxonomy places the organism in Eukaryota, Metazoa, Cnidaria, Anthozoa, Scleractinia, Pocilloporidae. Gene Ontology annotation, biological process: chloride transmembrane transport. The record is from RefSeq and is a predicted model, not a curated record. Gene Ontology annotation, molecular function: chloride channel activity.
CAUUCUCACUCAGUUGGUUUGCGAUCGCAAUGAGAGAAGCACCUAUGAUUCUACACUACCUUUCGAUGGACUAUGACACAGUCUGCCACAGGAAGAUUAUUAUAAUUAUUAUUAUAAAUGAGCAUCAUAAAGAUCGUGUGGGAUUCCAGCAAGGAGAAACCGUGGAAAGCGUGGACCUGGGCAAAGUCGGCUGCUAAAGAUGUGUUUAGUGGUGGCAAGGGCGAAGAAGGGAGUUUUCAAAAGGCUGGAAAGUUUGUCUUGUCCUCUAAACUAUGGGAGCACUCUACUCCAUCCAAAACAUGCGACGUACUCAUCACAUUUCCCAAAGGGACAGAGGACUACACGGUAAUGUGGUUGCUAUCGAGACUGCGAGCCAGAGUGCCAGAUAUCGACGUUCAUGUGCGUCAAAUGGCUCACUCACCAGUCUACGGUUUCUAUCUAACUUCAACUUUUGAAGUCUUCCUGCAAAAAGCCGAGGAACUGGGAUUAAAGAAAAAGCUACGCACAGGUGGAAUUACGGAUUUUAAGUACGACGAACGAGAUAGUUUUGAGAAUUCAGAUGAUCCCACGGUCUUCUUCAAAUCUGGAGAGAAACAGAGUAUGAUUUUGGAAAUGGUAAACGACCUGAGAGCCGUGGAGGGUGACGAGCUGGGAAAGAUCAAGUUUGUGGAGGGACAGCAGAUCGUACCAAAGCUGCUGGCGGAGGGCGUAGUGGAGAAGAUGUUUCCUCUUCAUAAUUCAGAUGAUCUAGCCAAACUUAAGAAGUCCUGGGUCUCUGCAUUCUUCAAGAAGCAACCUUUAGACGAUAUCUGCGAGUAUUUUGGUGUCAAAAUCGCCAUGUACUUCGCCUGGCUGGGAAUGUAUACAAAGUGGCUGAUAGCACCCACAGUACUCGGUAUUAUAACAUUUAUCCUGUCCAACAGGGGCGAGGUAACACGAGACUGGUGCAUCCUCUUUUUCAAUAUCUUCAACAUCGUGUGGGCUACGCUCUUCCUAGAAGCCUGGAAACGAAAGAGUGCUGAGCUUGCGUACAAGUGGGGUACAAUGGACAUGCCAUCGGAUGCUCUAAAAGAGCCAAGACCACUUUUUAGGGGAGAUUAUCAGCCUAGCGAAAUAACUGGACGCAUAGAAGCACAUUACCCUUCCUGGAAAAGAAACAUCUUCCGCUACUGCGUAUCACUGCCAAUCAUUCUCACCUCUCUGGGCGUGGUACUGGUCACCAUGCUGCUAUGUUUUGAGUUUCAGAGGUGGGUGGACGGUAUGGAGAAUCCUCCAAAGCCACUGAAGUUUGCUCCAAAAAUCGCCCUGGCGGUCUGCAUUGGCAUGUUGGACGACAAUUAUAAGAAAGUGGCUUAUCAUUUGAACGAUAAAGAGAACUAUCGAUUACAGGAGACAUAUGAAAACCACUUGAUUAUCAAGCUUGUUUCGUUCCAGUUCUUCAACGCCUUCUUGGCACUGUUCUACAUUGCCUUCUACCUCCGAGACAUGGACAGGCUUAAAACUCAACUCGCCGCACUGCUCAUCACUAAACAAGUGGUUGGAAACGUCAAGGAAGCGCUGGUUCCAUUUGUGAAGCAAAAGGUGAAGGAGUGGAAACUAAAGAAGGAAGAAGCUAAGGCGAAAAAAGAGCUAGACGAAAAGGAAGGUAAAGAUAAGGGGGCAGCUGACAAGAAGUCAGAUAAACCCAAGGAAUUGGACUCGCCACUGAUGAACCAGGCUGAAAUUGAGAGCACCAUGGCAGAAUAUGAGGACACGUUCGAGGACUACCUGGAAAUGUUCAUACAGUUUGGUUAUGUGGUUCUGUUCUCUUCUGCUUUUCCUCUCGCUGCCUUGUGCGCUCUUCUUAACAACAUCAUAGAAAUCAGGAGCGAUGCUUUUAAACUGUGUACCAAUCUGCGUCGACCUUUCGGAGAGCGAGUAGAAAACAUUGGCACAUGGCAGGAUGCAAUGGAAGUCAUGGGAGUAGUGGCAGUAAUGGUGAACCUGGCUUUACUUGGCAUGGGCGGCUCAGUUCAGCGGAUGUUCCCCAACAUGACAGUAACUGACAGGAUCAUUCUCAUCGUUGUCCUUGAGCAUCUUGUUCUUGGAAUCAAGUUUGCGGUCGCCUACGCCAUCCCCGACAUUCCAGAAUGGGUGGAAAAUGAAAUAGCCAAGAUGGAAUUCCAGCGAAGAGAGGCUCUGAAGAGUGCUCCCAGCACACCCAAAAGUCCAAAAGAUCCACAGGCAAAAGCUCACACCCCUGUGUAGUAGGACCACUGGAUAAGUCAAAGGCAGGUUCAAGGGACACCUCUUCACGUGUAGUCAUGACUUCAAACGAGUUGCAGCGUUUUAAGGGCUUGUUUUAUUUAUUAGGAUUGACAUUUGUUUUAUAAUUCUUUUGUUCCAAAAAAUCUUACCGGUAAAAAAGGAAGAUUGAGUAACUGUCAACAAACGGGUUAAAUGGGGUAAGGGUUUGUGUGUUUCUAAUGGUCCAAUAAGCCUUUUGAUAGUUAUAAGAAAUUAGACGUCAUGAACUUCACUGAUGACAAGUGACGAAAUGACUUGGAAACAUCUUUAGCUAAUGGAAAAUUCUCAAAUAAAUUAUUCAACUGGUUAACUAGCAAUUGACUAACUGGUUAACAAAGACUCAAUUAAUAAUAUGACAACAUGAAGUAGUGACUACUAGAUUCAAAAUAAAACUUCCAACCAUACUAACACGCUUCCUAACGCACCAUAUAAAUAUGGGAACUGAGUGUGUUCUGAAGAAAAACCCCUAAUGCUAACUCGACACUAAACUUUAGCCGCAUUGGGUGUAUCUCCCCUUCUCUUUGUUAACAUACGACAAUUUUAACAUAAGGUAAACAUAAUUGAAAAGUAAACUGUUGACGUUAAUUUAACUUCCAUUAAAACUAAAUGAUGACUUGUGUAGCAAAAACUAAAGCGUUUUAAAAAUUGCUGACAAUUAAAGGGAAAAAUAGCAUACACGGAACACAACCUGUGUACAGCCGCCCCUACCUUAACAGACAAAAAAAAAAAAAACAAUCGGGAAGGGGCGUCUCUGACUACAAUAAUUCAUCACGGGUUCAAAAUUAAUGCACUGCUGAACACUGAUUCGUGUUAAACGCUGCAGUCAAGCUAGGAAUCAGCAAUUCCAUGUAUAGAAACUAAUACAAGUAAUUAUAGUAAUGAUAAAAUUCAUGUUAACGAUAAUAACAGUAAUAAUAAUAAUAAUAAUUAUAAUAGUAAUACUUAUAAUAGUAAUUAGGAUAAAGACGUCAAUGAUAACGAUAACGACGACAACCAACAAGUUUUUCUUUCAUAUUUUCAAACUGACUUUCCAUCCUACCUCACUUUUCAAUACCACAGCUAAUGGAGGGACAACAAGUUAACCAAUGACACGACUAAUCUUAAAAUGUUAAAAAGUAAUCACAGGCGCAAAUUACUGUAGGAUAAACAGACACCAGCGGAAAACCCUUUUAAAACCAACUACACGCAAACUCACGUACUUAACUAAGAAACUAUUUGGACGUUUUAAUUCUUCUCUGACCGUCACACUCGGCUGUUUCAUACAGGAUCAGCCGGUCUUACAAAAAGUUAUGCUAGCGCUGAAAUAUACGCCGAGGUUUGGCGAUUGACUUUAACCAGACAAAAGGACAGUCAUGAUCAGACAGACAGACAGACAGACAGACAGACAGACAGACAGACAGAGAGACAGACGCACGGACAGAAAAACAGACACAGAGACACAGUUGUCACACAGGUUAAAUACGAAAUAACAGCAGCCAGCGUUAGCUGCAGUUAUAACUGCGUGUAACCUUUUUAACUUGAAACCCUGACCAAGUUGAAGCGUUAAAGUGUGUACUUCCUGCAACGAGCUAACGCGGUACUAAUCAAGAUCUAGGAAAUAAUUAGAACAGAAAACAAAACGCUAGCUACGUCAUUUGAACUAAAUAGCUUAAAGGGAAAACAUGGAACUAAUUCAGUGAACAUCGGCGGCCUUCACUUAAAACGACAAAAAUGCAAAAACUGCUUACCACAUUGUGGCUAACUUUAAAUGUAUGCAUUUAACUAAGACAAGAAUCUAACAACAAGGUAUAGAGACUGCAUAUAUCAAAAUAUGUUUUUACUUGCCAUUAUACUCCUAAUUUUCUUACAUAUUUCUACUAGCGAAUGACGCAACAGGGCUACUGAAAAAAUUGAACUCAAUUAAGAUUUAGUUAUCGAAUCUAUAACAAAAGAAAAGGUUGGCUUAGUAAAAAGUUAGGAUACUCAGUAACAGAGGAAGACGAAAGCUCAAUAAGAACGUAGAUUUACAACUUAAAAAACUAACCCUUGUACUGAACGAGUUAAUUUUAAUAAUUUUUUGCUAGUCUGAGUGACUUUUGUUUCUGCGUAGUGCUCCACUCCAUAUUCCACCUUUGCCAUUCUUUGUACUAACAUUAACUUGAUUUUAUUGGUAAGCUAGUUUGAUCCUUGCCUGUCUUAUUCAACACAUUCAGGCGACGUGGUUGUUUCAAGUUAAUUUCGAUGACGGCUCAUAAAUGGGUGACCGAGAAAAACGCAAAUCUCCUUAAUUCAAACAAAGUACCAUACCGUCUUUGUAUUAUAUUUGACUGACAUAUUAACAUGAAAUAUGUAACAGCAGAUCUUUGGUACUUAUCAUUUCAAACUUUUGUUCUCAAAGUAAUGUAAAAGUAAUACCAAGAAAACAGUUAAACAUAGUAUCAUCGCAAUAUUUACACAGGACCUGCGACAAAAAACGAACACUAUUUGGUGAACAGGUAACCCGAAGAAUCUUAACUACAGAGAAGCAGAGUUCCAUUAUAUUCCAUACCGACGCUAUUGACGUGACACAACAAAAUACGAAAAUGACAAGUUGGCAAACCACUAGUUAUAAGUUAGUAUUCAUGACAAAUACAUCACCAGUAACCAGUAAUUACACUGACACAGGAUGCAAGAAAAUGCAGACUGAGGGACAAUUAUCUAGCAAAAGAUAAAGACAACAUUUUAGCUUCAGAUGGAUCACAAAGCUAAAAAGGACAAAGAACAUUACUCAGACUAAAACAGGAACAAACGAUAUAGAAAAAAUGAGAAAAACUGAACUAGUCUUUUAAAAAUGAAAGCAAUAAUAGAUAGAAUUCUUAAACAACUUGUAAUUAAGAGUGGUCGAAGAAAUAAGGUCACUAAUGUAGGAAAGAGUCGAUUUUGUGGGCGACUUUGGAGUUAGAUCAAUCAUGUGAAAUAUCUACUCUUUACAUGUAGCUGCAACUAUUACACAUCUGGCCCCCGGUUGUUCGAAGGAUGGAUAACGCUGUACACUGAAUAAACCUCUAUCCGAUGGAUAGCGCAGCACGUUUUGCUUUUACUUAUCUGCUGAAUAGCGAUUUAUCUGCUGGAUUGCGUUAACCACCCUUAAUACAACUGGGCCCUGGCAUUGUGAAGUUUGUAAACCAAUUAAAACAAAGUAGAUAAACAUGCCCAGGUAUCAGGUUUUAAAAUUUCUAGUUUCCACCAGGUUUUUUUCUUUUUGAUUUUUGUCAUCUACCCUUAAUUCAACAGUGGAUUGUAAAACCCUUCUUGGGUCGGCUACCAUAAAAAUCGUCUUCAGUCUUGACAAUUUUUUUCAAUAUUUUUCAAAAAAGAGUUUCUGUGCACUUUCAUUUAAAGUAGCAAAGAUGGCUUCAUUAUCUAGAGAACUGAAAUUAUUUGUAUGUAAUUAUUACAUACCUUUGCAGAUAAUUUAGUUCUAUAUGUAAGUGCUAGAGAACAACUAAAUAGAUAUGAUAUGCACUGUAAAGGGAAUAAAGUAAACUUUAUAGUUUAACUGAAAAAA